AUGAUUGUAAUUCUGCUGGUGUCUAUGUCAAUGGUGUUGUACAGUGGUGGCCAAGACCUGGAGCCGCCAGCAUUCCUGCCAGAGCUUCUUAACACACCUGAAAGAAUCUUGAACAAUGCCACGUUCUUCAAUGGAGUCUUUCAAAAUGUGGAAAGUGUUGCAUUAUUUUUUGACUGCCUGGGUUCUCACUUCACCUGGUUACAGUCCAUCUUCACUAACUUCCCUGCCCUGUUCAACUUUGUGAACAAAAUGAAGUGCGUUACUGGUUUUUGUCCCAGGGAUUUUGAAGACUAUGGUUGCUCUUGCCGGUUUGAGAUGGAAGGGCUCCCUGUGGAUGAAGCUGAUGACUGUUGUUUCCAGCACCGCAAAUGCUAUGAGGAAGCAACGGAGAUGGAGUGCACAUGGGAACCAUCAAAGAUUUCUGCAGAUGUCAGCUGCUCUACUGAAAACCUGACCUGCGAGUCUGGGGAUGCCUGUGAACAGUUUCUCUGCAACUGCGACAAAGAUGCCAUUGAAUGCUUUGUGAAUGCACAUAUUAACUCUUCCUUGAAUGGGCUGGAUGUCUCCUUCUGUCCAUCUCUGGUUACAGAAACCACCGGCAACAGAGAGAUGACAACGCUUCACACGGAGGAAUUCCUUCAUCAUGGGACUGACAAAACACAGGCUGCAACUGCAUCCAUGGAAGAAGUGAUUCCUUCCGAGCCCAGCAAGAUGAUCCUGGGGACCUCCAAAGCUGGAGAGGACAGAUUUAUGGAAGCUCUGGUCCCAGUGGAAGAGAUAACCACCUCCCCAGCCUCCUUCCCAGGAGAUAUAAACCCCAUGCAAGUCAAAACUGUCCCCACCGAGAAGAUUCCUGCAGGCAUAUCUGCAAGGGCAAAGGAAAAAGUAUGUGAGCGAUUAACCUUCCUGCGAGAGAGAGGAAACGGAACGGUGAAGAGGGAGAUGCCCCAGCUAGGAGAAAUGCUGUUCUGUUUAACUCAGCGAUGCCCACAGGAAUUUGAAUCUUACGGUUGCUACUGUGGCCAAGAAGGAAGAGGUUAUCCUACUGAUGCACUGGACAGGUGCUGCUUCUCUCAUCACUGUUGUAUGGAACAAGUUAAGAAACUUGGAUGUCGUGCAGAAAGAACUUCAAGAUCUGAAGUUGUAUGUUUUGAUCAUAAGCCAAAAUGUAUUGGUUGGAGCAUGUGUGAGAAAUUACUAUGUGCUUGCGAUAAGACAGCAGCCGAGUGCAUGGCUUCUGCCUUCUUCAAUGAAAGCCUUAAGUUUCCACACAGGCAAGACUGCCAAGAGGGGAAAGUCUUAUGUCAAAGUGACCCUCAUGAAAGGCCUUCAAUCGGCACAGAAAUAGGCACCGGGAUUUCCAGCUCCGAGGAGAGCAGUGAGGAGGAAGGUCCACUGUGGAGUGUAUUCAGAAGAGCAAAGAGAGAUACACCAUCCCGUUGGAAACUCCAGAACUGUGCAACGUGA
Messenger RNA from Phalacrocorax carbo (great cormorant), 1467 nucleotides. Lineage: Eukaryota; Metazoa; Chordata; Aves; Suliformes; Phalacrocoracidae. The record is from RefSeq and is a predicted model, not a curated record.